This is a messenger RNA of Manihot esculenta (cassava), 3994 nucleotides long. RefSeq names its product septin and tuftelin-interacting protein 1 homolog 1. Gene Ontology annotation, biological process: spliceosomal complex disassembly. Gene Ontology annotation, molecular function: nucleic acid binding. NCBI's taxonomy places the organism in Eukaryota, Viridiplantae, Streptophyta, Magnoliopsida, Malpighiales, Euphorbiaceae. The transcript is spliced from 2 exons. The coding region runs from base 306 to 2921 and encodes 871 amino acids. Gene Ontology annotation, cellular component: U2-type post-mRNA release spliceosomal complex. The record is from RefSeq and is a predicted model, not a curated record.
AACUAAGCAGGGUGAAAUAUAUAACAACAAUAAUAUAUCUUAAUCACCGAUUCAUUAAAUUUAUACCCUAAAUUAUAAAUAAGUAGCUUACCAGACGAGUUCGAUUGGGGCCGGGUCGUUUCAAAAACCCUACCCAAAGUCGCCAUCAUUCGGACCGGGCCGGACGGAUUGCGAUCCGUGAGCACUGAAUUUCCUUCGGAACCGUGAACUACAUUCUAGGGUUUUGUCGGUUCCGUUUAUUCAUUUUCCAGAUUUGAGGAGUAAAAACUAAACUAAGCAAGAGAGAGCUAGGGAUCAAAUUCAAGAUGGACGAUUACCAGGAGAUGGAGAGAUUUGGGAUGGAUAACGACUUUGAGGACGGCCAAUGGAUAAACGGCGAGUUCUUCUACCGGAGUCGCAAAGAGAGGCGCAAGCAAACCAAGGAUGAUGUUCUGUAUGGUGUUUUCGCCGACUAUUCCGAUUCCGAUGAUGAAGACGGCAACGGCUCAUCUUCGCGGAAGCGGAGAAAAGACCGUGAUUUUGGCCGGAAGCCUGACCUUACUAAGCCCGUCAAUUUCGUAUCUACAGGUACCGUGAUGCCUAACCAAGAAAUAGAUAAGAACUCGAAAGAAGAGAAUGUUGAUGACAUGUUUGCCGAAGAUAAUGACAGGCCUGGGUUAGGUUCAGGUUCAGGGUCGGGGCUAGGAUUUGGCACCGGAUUAGGAUUUAAUAAUAGCAAUAAUACUGUAAAAAAAAGUGAGGGGUUUGAGGAUGAUGGUGAUCAGGAUGAGGAUAAUUUUUUGCCUACCGAGUUUGGGAGGAGGAUCAAAGAGGGAGCACAAAGGAGGGAGCGGGAGCGAUUGGAAAAACAUGGAAAGGAAGGAGGGAAAAAGAGGGAAGUCGGAACUGAGGGUGUUGGGGUGUUUGAGAAGCAUACCAAAGGGAUUGGGAUGAGACUGUUGGAGAAAAUGGGGUAUAAGGGAGGUGGAUUAGGGAAGAAUGAGCAAGGGAUUGUGGCCCCAAUUGAAGCGAAGAUGAGGCCUAAGAAUAUGGGAAUGGGUUUCAACGAUUUUAAAGAAACAUCAGCUAAGUUGCCUCAGGUGGAGGAAAUUAAGAGUGUGACACAUAGCCAGAGCCAGAGUCAGAUUGUGGGCAGAGCAAAGGAGAAGCUCUGGGUGAAGGGGAGGAAGAAGAAGCAAGAGGAGUAUAUGACAGCAGAGGAGUUGUUGGCAAAGAAGGAAGAACAAGGUUUUGAGGUUAUACAGAAGGUGCUUGAUAUGCGAGGACCUCAAGUGAGAGUGCUGACAAAUUUGGAGAAUCUGAAUGCAGAAGAGAAGGCAAUAGAAAACGAUAUUCCAAUGCCAGAACUUCAGCACAAUGUGAGGUUGAUUGUGGACAUGGCAGAGUUGGACAUUCAGAAGAUUGAUAGGGAUUUGAGAAACGAGAGGGAGACAGCUAUUAGCUUGCAGAAGGAGAAGGAGAAAUUGGAAAUGGAUGCUACACGUCAAAAGAAACAAUUGGAUAACAUGGAGGAAAUCAUGAAUAUGUUGAGCCAUAUCGAGGAACAAAAUUCCUCUGGAAUCUUGACCUUAGAUUUGUUAGCAAAGUGUUUUACUGACCUGCGGAGGAAAUUUGCAGAUGAUUACAAGCUUUGCAACUUGUCUAGCAUUGCUUGUUCAUUUGCUUUGCCUUUGUUUAUUAGAGUAUUUCAGGGAUGGGAUCCUCUCAGAAAUCCGUUGCAUGGACUGGAACUUGUGGAAUUGUGGAAGAAUGUGUUGCAAGGUGACGAAAGUAAUGAUAUUUGGGAUGUAGGCACACCAUAUUCACAAUUAGUAUCUGAAGUAGUUUUACCUGCUGUAAGAAUAGCUGGUAUUAAUACUUGGGAACCUAGGGAUCCUGAACCCAUGCUUAGAUUUUUUGAAUCAUGGGAAAGGUUGUUGCCUGCAUCAGUUAUUCAGAGCAUAUUAGAUAAUGUAGUCCUCCCGAAAUUGUCUAGUGCUGUGGACUUGUGGGACCCUCGUCGGGAAACUGUUCCAAUACAUGUUUGGGUGCAUCCAUGGCUGCCGCAGUUGGGACAGAGAUUGGAGUACUUGUACGAGAAGAUACGUAUGAAAUUGUCUAUGGUUCUUGGUGCUUGGCAUCCUAGUGAUGCAUCUGCUUAUGCUAUAUUGUCGCCUUGGAAAACUGUGUUUGAUUCAGCCAGUUGGGAAAAUCUUAUGCGCAAAUUUAUAGUUCCGAAGUUGGAGGUUGCACUGCAAGAGUUCCAAAUAAAUCCUGCUGAUCAGAAGCUUGAUCAAUUCUAUUGGGUCAUAUCAUGGGCUUCUGCAAUCCCAAUUCAUCUCAUGGUUGAUUUGAUGGAGAGAUUUUUCUUUGUCAAGUGGCUACAGGUUCUAUAUCAUUGGUUGUGUUCAAAUCCAAACUUACAGGAGGUUCAUAAAUGGUAUACAGGUUGGAAGGGACUUCUGCCACCGGAGCUUCAGGCUCAUGAAAAUAUUCGAUAUCAAUUUACUCUUGGCCUUAACAUGAUUGAUCGGGCCAUUGAAGGUAUGGAAGUCGUCCAACCUGGCUUGAGGGAGAAUCUUAGUUAUUAUAGGGCACUAGAACAAAAGCAGUUUGAGGCUCAGCAGAGAGCUACAUCACAUGCUCAACAGCAACCUGUGAUGGGUGUGGGAAGCUCAGUCCAGGCAGAUGGUGUGGGUGGUGGUCUUGAGAUGACUUUGAAAGAAAUUGUUGAGGCCCAUGCACAAGAUCAUGGCUUGCUAUUUAAGCCUAAACCUGGCAGGACAUACGAUGGUCACCAGAUUUAUGGCUAUGGUAGCAUAAGCAUAUAUGUGGACUCUGUGCAUCAAAGGUUGUAUGCCCAGAAGGAGGAAGAAUGGUUCCUGACAAACCUCGAUAAGUUGCUUGAGAUGCAUAACAAUUCUCUUACAAAGAGACGCUGAUUUAUAGAGUCUCUGUAGAGCUGCUGGGAUGUGGAGCAACUACAGGCUGAGAAAGAAGUCCUUCAGAUCAUAUAGGGUCUGAUGCAUCAUGCCGCAAAGAAUCUUAGUAGGUUGGAGGAUAACAACCUGAUGGAGGUUUGGAUUAGCAUAUCAAACAGUCAACGGGUGGGAGCUGGAGAACCAUCAAGAAUUCAUCUGUCUGGCCAGAAAUGAAUUCAUCUUUCAGGGUAAAGAUUGUUUAGCUGUGGAGAUUAUUCUCCAUGCCCAAGGGCUCUACGAGGAUUUAUCUCCAUGCACCAAGGCCGGGAAUGAUUUCUGUUGAGGAGAAAACUCUGAUUCGUAAUGGGAACAGGACCUCCUGCUCUACUCUUGAGUUGGAUGUUCUUAAAAUUAGCUUUGGUGUAGCAAACCAAUCAAGCCGAGAGAUGUGGAACUGGAUUUAUGGCGAACGACAUCAGAGGUAUGGUCUUGUUUGAAGGAUGUAAGCAGGUGCUUGAUCAGGUAGAUCGUCUAGUGUUGGCUGCUGAAGAACCAAGGUCUGCAGAGAGCAGUCUGCCAAGGUGAUACCCUGUCAGUUGUUGAAGCAGCGGCUAGGAGAGUUCCUCCCCUGCAAUCCACUAAAAACAUCAUUGGUGGUGGCAGUUUGUAUUUUUAGCUGUUUUUCGAUUUCUUCCUUUUUACGUUCACUAGGAGAGAAACACACCAUCCAUCUACUCCCAAAAGAAAACGAAAAAAAAAAACACACUACCAUAGAAAUCAAAGAAAAAACUGGUAAUAAUAGUAAGCUGUGAGAGGGUUCCUUACACUGCGGAGACGUACGGAUGUACCCCACAUUCCUCUUCAAAAAUUCAAAAGCACUUGCAGAUAAAACAGACUUGUGCCGUUCUCAAGUCUUGCCCAUUUUUACAACCUUAUUCUUCAACAAAGCACUCUCCUUUUCACCUGAGCUCCAAAGGGGGUUUGUUCUACAAUAUGUGAAGACGUGUAUGUAUAUAUUUGUUAAUCACCUUUAUACUUAUUAUACGUUCAAUUUUAUUUCUUGAGAUUUAUUAAUCAUAGUUUUUGGAGAAAAA